Messenger RNA from Micromonas pusilla CCMP1545, 1854 nucleotides. RefSeq names its product auxin efflux carrier family. Gene Ontology annotation, biological process: endoplasmic reticulum to cytosol auxin transport. Lineage: Eukaryota; Viridiplantae; Chlorophyta; Mamiellophyceae; Mamiellales; Mamiellaceae. The transcript has a single exon. Bases 1 to 1854 code for a protein of 617 amino acids. The record is from RefSeq and is a predicted model, not a curated record.
AUGACGCCGGCGGCGACGACGACGUGGCUCGCGCCCGCGCGCGCGCUACCGGCGCGUCGCGCGGCUCUCCGCGCGGCGGGAGCGACCGCGGCGGCGGCGUUUCCUCGUCCGCUCGCGCGAGGACGACGACGCGAUCCGUCCGAUGCGGUCGAAGUCGACGACGCGAGGCGGGUGACAUCGUCGUCGUCGUCGUCGUCGUCGUCGUCGUCGUCCUCGUCGUCCCUCGCCGCGGACGUCCGCCGCCGCCGCCGUCGCGCAGCACGCCGCGUCGUCGCCGCCGCCGCCGCGCCGGCGCCGCCGCCCGACGCUCCCAGCCUCGGCUCUCUCCUCGCGAACGGCGUCGCGUUCGAUCCCGGCGUCGCCGCGGCGUGCACGCUCGCGACGUUCAAGGUCGUCGCCCUGUGCGCCAUCAUCGGCAGGCUCAUGCGCGCGAACGUCCUCCCGAGAGAGACCCCGGUGGUCCUCUCCAAGCUCGCGUUUAACGUCAUGCUGCCGUGCUACCUCUGCACGCGCGUCGCGAUGACGCUCCACUCGACCCCGCUGACGCUCGGAUUAGGUGCGUUCUAUCUCACACUGGUCCCCAUACGACCGCGUCGGCGUGGUGAACGCCGAUCCUUAAGGAAUUUUCCCGGCGCAUCUCUCCGCCCAGGGUCCCUCGCGUUCAAUCCCCGCCCUCGACGCCUUUCAACUCCGCUUCUGACGCCUUUCAACUCCACCCCGACGUCGCUGCGUAUGGAACGACCCUCAGCCGCGCUGCCGGCGAGCGCGGUGACGAGCGUGCUGUUCGGCGGCGUGGUCGGCGUCGCGCUGACGUCCGCGUUCGACGCGAUCUGGGGGCCCGCGGGAGGAGGCGGCGGCGGCGGCGACGACGACGCGGCGGCGGCGGCGACGACGACGACGGAUAGCGCGAAGGCUGAGAUGGAUCCGAUGACGCGCGUGGGGGUCGCGUGCGCGGCUUUCGGAAACACGUUCACGCUGCCUCUGCUGUUCGUCGUCGAGGUCCUCGGCGCGUCGUUCGGGGAUAGGGUCGCGGGGUACAUCGCGCUGUAUUUGAUCGGGUGGUCCCCCGCGCUGUGGACGGUCGGGUACUUGUACCUCUCCGGCGCGAGCGGCGGCGGCGGCGGCGGCGGCGCGGGCGGAGGCGGAGACGAAAGAAAAGGCGGCGCGCGCGAGACGAUCAAAUUGAUCGCGAAAGAGUGCGUCAACCCGCCGCUGGUCGGCAUCUUCCUCGGGGUGCUGAUAGGGGUCACGCCCUUGAAAGGGUUCUUGAUCGGGAAGACCGCGGCCGCCGCGAUCGGCGGCUUGCACCCGAUCGCGGCGCUCCCGUCACUCGUCGCCAAGGCGCUGUUCGAGCUCGCGACGCUCAUCGGCGCCGGCGCGUUGCCCGGGCAGACGCUCGUGCUCGCGUCGUCGUUCGUGAAGUUUAAGUCCAGGGCGCAGGUGGAGGCGGAGGAGGCUGCUCUUUUGAAAGAAACGGUCGGAGAGGAGACGUUAUCGAUGCUGUCGAAGAUGAAGGCGAUGUUCGCGUUCGGCGCGAGCGACGCGAGGGCGCUGCUCGUCGCGUCGGCGGUUCGAUUUUUCAUCCUGCCGGCGUCGAUGACGCUCUUCGCGCUCGCGCUGAAAGCGGCCAACUCGCCGUGGUACCCCGCCGACCCGGUCGUCGCGAUCGUCGUCCUCACCAUGGCCGCGAUGCCGCCCGCGCAGAACUUGGUGUUGCUCACGAAUUUACAGGAGAACACGAGGUACUUGGCGCCGAGGCUCGCCGGGUUGUUGCUCCGGAUGUACGUGCUCGCGAUACCCCCGGUCACGCUGUGGCUGACCGCGUUCGCCGCCGUCACCGGGUUUAGCGCGUGA